Messenger RNA from Photinus pyralis (common eastern firefly), 1619 nucleotides. RefSeq lists its product as uncharacterized. Lineage: Eukaryota; Metazoa; Arthropoda; Insecta; Coleoptera; Lampyridae. Bases 135 to 986 code for a protein of 283 amino acids. The transcript has 6 exons. The record is from RefSeq and is a predicted model, not a curated record.
UGGGUUCGUUCUCCGGAUGGGAAGUUCGACAUUACCUUGAUGAUUCCUAGAAUGUGCGUCACUCUGCUUUUCUCUCGAAGAGUCUUGGAACACCGUACCUAAGCUGUGGCGGAACGACGCCGUACCAACAAAAAAUGCGAUUUUUGUUAGUGCAAAUAUUUUACUACGUGCUUGUCACUGAAUAUAUUCAAGCAACCGGUCUGAAGUGGGUGAGGGUGAACGUUCCCCAAUACCGUUCUCCUGGAGAAUCGGCCCAAUUACUUUGCGAUUACGACUUGGGCAACGAUACACUGUAUUCGAUCAAAUGGUACAAGGACCACGAGGAGUUCUACAGAUUUGUCCCGAUGGCACGACCGCAGGCGACUAGUUACAAGAUGGAAGGCAUCUUCGUAGAUAUGGGGUUAUCCGAUCGAAAAAAGGUCGUUUUACGAACGGUGAAUUUAAAAAGCAGCGGAUUGUAUCGAUGCGAGGUGUCCGCGGAAGCGCCAUCUUUUUCUUCGGCCCAAAGCGAAGCGCGAAUGGAAGUCGUAUAUCUACCCAAGGAGGAUCCUGUUAUAACAGGAGUCGAGCUACAGUAUCAAAUCGGCGACGAAAUUAACUUAAACUGUACAUCGGGGAAAAGUCAUCCUGCUCCCGUUCUUCAUUGGUACAUCAAUGAACAGCAGGUUGCGAGUCCCGAAGCUUUAAUUUACUAUCCGCAGGUACAGCACCGGCACGGUUUGAUGUCGGUUACGCUCGGCUUGAAGUUUUCCCUCAGUAGUCGGCACUUCCUGGGGGGCUCUAUGAGAGUGAAAUGCGUCGCAUCCGUUUCACCGGUCUUGUGGAAGGGGGACAGUGAAAGUGUUGUCGAAAGUCUGGCCGUUAAGGAUAUGAGGGAGGCUUUACUUCUUGUCAGAAGCUCGGGAUAUAAAGUAGAGACUUUACCUGGAAUUUUCCUAAUACUCAUACCUGCAUUACUUCUUUGUGCAAGAUUGAACUUAAAUUGAAACGCAGUGUUCUGUGUAGUGCUUACAUUUCCAGACCCACCCCCCGGUUCCCAUCUUUAAUGUUUCCGACGACCUAACUACAAAACAGACUUUUUCCGUUUAGGUGCAUAAUUUUAGAUUAUGUGUUUACUUCCAUUUUAGCUAAAACUGAAAAUAAUGAGAGUCUGGUUUCCAGCAAAUAUUUGUUCGAAGUUAGUUAAUGUGAUUUUAUUUAAGCGACGACCGUGAUAAACGUUUAAAGUGCCCCAAAAGUGGACUGACUGGGCACUAAUUUUUCAUAAGAUCCAAAUGUUGAUUUUUAUUGUGACGCUUGAUGACUGGAAGCAAAAAUAGUUUUUCUUUGAGCUAUAAAGUAGGACAUUUCUAAUAAUUUAAAAAGAAGUUUUUGUAUUUUUAUAAACGGAUUGAUUACCGCUUCUACUUAUAUGUUAUCGAAAGAUGGCUGUUGAGCAUUUUUAAAUAAAACGUAAUGUACUUAGCUAAUACUUGAAAUUUAGGUGUAAUUACACAACAUAUUUAAAAAUGGAGAUGAGAUGCUUAAUGCACACCUGUAUAAAACUUUUAGCAAAGCGAUUACUACUACUAUUCUUACUCAUAAAAUUAUAGUGAACAAUCAAUCAUUACUGUAAAUGU